Lodderomyces pseudojiufengensis is the source of this 2115-nucleotide messenger RNA. It is a transcript of the gene KRE6, whose product is annotated as beta-glucan synthesis-associated protein. The transcript has a single exon. Lineage: Eukaryota; Fungi; Ascomycota; Pichiomycetes; Serinales; Debaryomycetaceae. Gene Ontology annotation, cellular component: plasma membrane; endoplasmic reticulum membrane. The coding region runs from base 1 to 2115 and encodes 704 amino acids. Gene Ontology annotation, biological process: (1->6)-beta-D-glucan biosynthetic process; fungal-type cell wall organization. Gene Ontology annotation, molecular function: glucosidase activity. The record is from RefSeq and is a predicted model, not a curated record.
AUGGCAUCAGAUAGAAAUCUUACGUCAAAUGCUCCUCAAUUUUCUAUAAAUGAUAAUGAAGAUGUUUCAUCUGAUUAUAAUAAUACAAGAAAUCCAUUUGCUGAUGAAGAAGGAGAUAUAAGUUCAUUUUCAUCAUCUUCACAAAAUCAAAGAUUAAAUAAUCAACAACAUCAUAACAACCAACAAUCAUCUCAUUUAGAUUCUGAAUAUGGUAAACCUUUUAAUGCUUAUAGUGGAUAUUAUUCAAAUGGUGGUAGUUCUAACUUAUUAAUACAUGAAAAUUCAAGUUCAGAUGAAACAAGAUUACUAAAUAAAGAUUAUAAUAACCACAAUAAAUUAAAUCCUGGAAGUCCUGCAGAAUUUGAUAGAUAUCCUUCAAUGGCUGGUUCAAGAGUUGUUUCUUCAACUUCUUUAGCUUCUCAAUUAUAUAAUCAUCCACAAGAUAAACAAUCAUCUACGACAACAAAACAACAAUAUAUUCAAAAUUCUACAUCUUCAAAUUCAUUGGAUGAUUCAAGUUCAAGUAAAUCAUCAAGUCCUUAUCCAAAUGACUUUAGUCCAUUUGGUGGUUAUCCUGCAUCUUCAUUCCCAUUAAGUAUAGAAGAUAAAGAACCAGAUGAUUAUUUACAUAAUCCAGAUCCUGUAAAAGAUGCAGAAUAUGAUAAAAAUAGAUUUAUACAUGAUAUAAAAAAUUUAGAUAAAAGAUCAACUGGUGGAUUAAUUGGUAUAGUGUUUUUAGGACUAGCUGCAUUAGUUGUAUUUGUUGUUUUACCUGCUGUUACAUAUUCUGGUGCAACACAACCUUAUCAUCCUCAAUCUUAUGAAAUAUUAACUCAUUAUUCUUAUCCAAUGUUAAGUGCUAUAAGAACUAAUCUUAUAGAUCCUGAUACUCCAGAAGAUGCAUUAACUUUACCUUCCAAAAAUGGUGACAAUUGGUCAUUAGUAUUUAGUGAUGAAUUUAAUGCAGAUGGUCGUACAUUUUAUGAAGGUGAUGAUCAAUUUUUUACAGCACCAGAUUUCCAUUAUGAUGCAACAAAAGAUUUAGAAUGGUAUGAUCCAGAUGCUGUUACAACUGCAAAUGGUACAUUAACUUUAAGAAUGGAUGCUUUUAAAAAUCAUAAUUUAUUUUAUAGAUCUGGUAUGGUACAAAGUUGGAAUAAAUUGUGUUUUACUCAAGGUAGAAUUGAAAUAAGUGCAAGAUUACCAAAUUAUGGUUAUAAAACUGGGUUAUGGCCUGGUUUAUGGACAAUGGGUAAUUUAGGUAGACCUGGAUAUUUAGCUUCAACUGAAGGUGUAUGGCCUUAUAGUUAUGAUUCUUGUGAUGCUGGUAUAACACCUAAUCAAUCAUCUCCUGAUGGUAUAUCAUAUUUACCAGGUCAAAGAUUAAAUUCUUGUACAUGUCCAGGAGAAUCUCAUCCAAAUAGAGGUGUUGGAAGAGGUGCACCAGAAAUUGAUGUUAUUGAAGGUGAAGUUAUGUCAAUUCCAGCUGGUUCAAAAAAACAAUCAAAUGGUGUUGCUUCACAAUCUUUACAAUUAGCUCCAAUGGAUAUUUGGUAUAUGCCAGAUUAUAAUUUUAUUGAAAUUUUUAAUAGUUCAAUAACAACAAUGAAUACUUAUGCAGGAGGUCCUUUUCAACAAGCUUUUUCAGCAACAACAAUGUUAAAUAUAACAUGGUAUGAAAGAGGUGAUGGAUUAGAACAUAAUUAUCAAAGAUAUGGAUUUGAAUUUUUAAAUGAUGAUAAUGAUGGUUAUUUAAGAUGGUUUGUUGGUAGAGAUCCAACAUUAACUGUUUAUUCAAAUGCUUUACAUCCAGAUGGUAAUAUAGGAUGGAGAAGAAUUUCAAAAGAACCAAUGUCUAUAAUAAUGAAUUUAGGUAUAUCAAAUAAUUGGGCUUAUAUUGAUUGGAAUACUUUGGUUUUUCCAACAACUUUUCAUAUUGAUUAUGUAAGAGUUUAUCAACCACCAUCUCAAAUUAAUGUUGGUUGUGAUCCUGAUGAUUAUCCUACUUAUGAUUAUAUUCAACAACAUUUAGAUAUUUAUCAAAAUGUUAAUUUAACUUCUUUUGAAGAUGCUGGUUAUACUUUUCCUAAAAAUAAAUUAACUGGUGGUUGUUAG